ACUAGUAGUUGUACUUCGUACUCCGUAUUUGACAGUGAAAUCCGUCAAACUCGCGCGACAUGGCUGCCAUCAAGACCUAUUCGAUCCAGAACCCGUCACAUCGGGAGGAGACCGUGAAGAAGUACGGCCUCACAGAAAACGAGCUGCUAACGCUCCACGAGAGGUCCGUUGCCGCCAAGAGCAGGGCGUACUGCCCGUAUAGCAAGUUUCGCGUAGGCGCCACGCUCCUCUCCAACAACGGUCAGUGGAUCGACGGCGCCAACGUUGAGAACGCAUCGUACGGCAUAGGAACCUGCGCAGAGCGCGUCGCUUUGGGCAAAGCCGUCACGGAAGGUAUUCGCAGCUUCAAGGCAGUCGGCGUCGCCGCGGACAUAGAGGCAACGUGCAGUCCAUGUGGUGCGUGUAGGCAGUUCAUACGGGAAUUCUGUGAUCUCGAGACGCCCAUUUUCAUGUUCAACAUCAAGGGUGAAUACGCUACGAUGACGAUUUCCGAGCUCUUACCAUUAUCUUUCGGGCCGGAUGUGUUGCCUUCACCCGAAGUUCUCGAGGCCAAUCGGCCGCAGACGUGAACCUCGCCGUCAUUUAACUGCAUAUCCCAGGUAAGCCGACCAGACACAGGCUACAGCGGUUGUCAGAAGUCGCACUCUUAGAGUGCUACCCUGUUCUUUGAUUUCGGCAGCAGCGCAAGGACUUGGUGUGUUUAGCAGGACAUGUGUCCGUUGGUUCAGUUUGGAGAUAGAUGACUGGAAAUUCGGACCUCGUGUGCUAGUAAAAUACUCAACUCCC
Molecule: messenger RNA, 786 nt
Organism: Sodiomyces alkalinus F11
Lineage: Eukaryota; Fungi; Ascomycota; Sordariomycetes; Glomerellales; Plectosphaerellaceae
Product: cytidine deaminase
Exons: 3
Coding region: 60-569 (169 amino acids)
Cellular component (GO): cytosol
Molecular function (GO): zinc ion binding; cytidine deaminase activity
Source: RefSeq, a predicted model, not a curated record